This is a messenger RNA of Cylicocyclus nassatus, 2604 nucleotides long. NCBI's taxonomy places the organism in Eukaryota, Metazoa, Nematoda, Chromadorea, Rhabditida, Strongylidae. The record is from the annotation of a GenBank genome assembly.
CUAAUCGACGCUUAGUGCUCGUCGUUGUUCAUCGGUCCAACCUAACACUAGACGUGAUUUGUGCCUGGCCGAAAUCGUUGAGAUCGAAUUGAUUUAUAUGUAUCCGAUUGUGUCAUAAGUCCGUUGCAGUCUUCCUGCCUGCUAAUCUAAAACUUGCUUUGGAAGCUGCUACUCCUCGACUACUUACUUCCGUUGAUCGACAUCUUGAUUUAAAUGGGUUGCAGUCACUACGACUGUGUUCACAGCAAUCAUUAUGACCGACUCCAACAUUUUGCACAGAUUUUCUAGAGUGGUGCAGUCCACUUCCUCAUCAGAUAAGCAUGAUCCUUAUCCGCAGGCAGAGCCAUCUUCAUCCUCCCAGAGAUCUCCUAGAGCUUUGGACCCCGUAGUACAUGAACUGACAGCUCAAGCAAAACAGUUGAAACCUAUCUUACAACCUCCGGUUAAACAUACCCAUACACCUCUCAUCCAGGGAACAGUUCCUAAAGAGACUGCGAUAGCUACUCAUGCUGCGCUGUCCGGCUUAUCACCCGAAAAGGAGAAAAGACUGAGGGAGCUUUACGAACGGCUGGAUAUCAACAAUGAUGGCACAGUUGAUAUAAGAGAUUUAACAGCAGCACUGAAGCAUGAAAUGCCCCAUAUACCGACGCGAUUGGCCCCAAAACUCUUGGCACGGAUCUCCCCUGGAAAAGACGGCAACAUCAAUUUCGCUGAUUUUGUCAAGUACGUAGUUGAACACGAGAAAAGGUUAGAGGUCAUAUUCCAGGAUCUUGAUAAAAACAAUGACGGUAUCAUUGAUGCUCGAGAAAUCAAAACGUUUUGUAAUGAUCUUGGAAUCCCGCUGGAUGAUAGGAAAGCUCAAGGCAUCUUACAAAAGAUGUCCGAACAGUCAGACUCAGACUCUUCAUCUGUAGAUCUAUCCGAUUUUCAAAACUUCAUGCUGCUUUAUCCGAGUUCCGAUGUCAAAGACAUGGUGGACUUCUGGCGCCAUAAUCUAGUGAUUGAUAUCGGAGAGGACAGUCAAGUUCCAGAAGAUUUCACUCCCCAAGAAAUGAUCUCUGGUGUUUGGUGGCGACAUUUGGUAGCUGGAGCUGUUGCUGGAUGUAUGUCGAGAACAUGUACUGCUCCUCUAGACAGGCUCAAAGUGUUCAUGCAGGUUCAUUCUACGCGAACAAACCGGUUAGGGGUGAUGUCAUCGUUGCGGUUACUACAUGCUGAAGGUGGUGCGAAGUCGUUUUGGAGAGGGAAUGGUAUAAACGUGAUUAAGAUUGCUCCAGAAUCCGCAAUCAAAUUCAUGGCUUAUGACCAGUGUAAGAGAUUGAUUCAAAGGUUCAAAGGGAAUGACGAAUUGAGCGUUUUAGAGAGGUUACUCGCGGGCUCUUCUGCUGGUGCUAUAUCACAAACUGUCAUAUAUCCCAUGGAAGUGUUGAAAACCCGACUGGCAUUGAGAAAAACUGGUCAAUUGGAUAACGGCCUUUUCCACUUUGCUCAAAAAAUGUACAAAAAAGAAGGAGCUCUUUGUUUCUAUAAGGGAUAUGUUCCCAAUUUGUUGGGUAUAAUACCAUAUGCGGGUAUCGAUCUGGCCAUUUACGAGACGCUCAAAAAAUUGUACGUCCGGCGUCACAAUGGUGGUGCCGAGCCCGGCGUAUUAGCUUUGUUGGCGUGUGGAACUUGUAGCUCAACUUGUGGCCAGCUUGCCAGCUAUCCUUUGGCUCUCGUGAGAACGCGAUUGCAGGCCAGAGCAAUUUCUGGAGAUCCGCUGCAGCCUGAUACUAUGACUGGUCAGAUUCGUUACAUCUUGAAUAACGAAGGAUUUUUUGGCCUUUAUCGAGGAAUAGCACCAAAUUUCAUGAAGGUUAUUCCUGCUGUUAGCAUUAGCUAUGUCGUAUAUGAGCACGUACGGAAACAUCUUGGUGCUACCAUGUCCUGAUGGCUGCCUUACACGAAAGGUCACUUGCGAAUAUACGGGCAGGCUGAAAGUCAGACAGCAGGUUUUUCAAACGGCUUCUCUUCAAGUGGUUAUUUGAAGAUCGUGUCCACUUUGUUGUAGCCGUUUAUGCAGCUCGCUUCCUUGAGAUACUCUUAGAAAGGCCAUGUGAUAGUUAUACUUUUCACGAACACGAGCUAGGAUCUUCUUCCAUUACGAGUUGAUAUUCUCGGCCACUUGCCACGCGAUAUCUUCAAUAUGUGCUCAAUCGUAGCGGUGGAUUUUGCUGCCUUUCGAGAGAAGAUUUGCAAAAUCUAGUGUAAUAUUGCAUCUCUCUACUAACUUAUAUGAUUCUCAACUGACAUUACUCCGGUCUUAGCGCUACGGGACAUAGUGGCAAGUGUUGCUAAUCGAUGAGUGUGGUGAAUUGCUGUAUAUUUUUCAGUGCUGAGCUAGGAGUGGUAUGUUUAGAACGCUAUCGGCGUUGCUCUCUGUCAUAUACAUAUGUAGGUGUGACCGCGUUGCAUUUGCAACAAUUCUUUUCCUUGUAAUUACUUGAAGGAUGGGUGUUGUUAACCACCCUUUAAUGAAAGAUUAUAUUUUGUGAAACUGUGGUCUUUCUUGUAGUUUGUUGAUAAAUGGUCUACUAUUAGCUUACUUCAAUGAAAUGUUCUGCC